Macrosiphum euphorbiae (potato aphid) is the source of this 1206-nucleotide messenger RNA. NCBI's taxonomy places the organism in Eukaryota, Metazoa, Arthropoda, Insecta, Hemiptera, Aphididae. The record is from the annotation of a GenBank genome assembly.
AUGCAAUCGUUCAAACUGGAAAAAUGUCUGCUAACCGUCAUCACUCUAGCGACUAUAGUUGUUACCACGUGUGAUUACGCCACCUGCUUGGAGUCCUCGCGCAGAAUCAAGGAAUAUGGAUAUCCUCUGAUGACGUAUCAAGUCUGGACCGCUGACAAAUAUCAGUUGGGAAUAGAACGAAUUCCGUACAGUAAACUCCGUAGCAACUUAUCUACCGGCAAACCAGUCUUGUUAUUGCACGGCUUGUACUUAUCGUCGGCUAUAUUCACAAUAAACAACUCGUCACUCAGUUUCACUCUAUCGGAUGCCGGUUUUGAUGUCUGGUUGUUCAACGCCAGAGGUAUUGGUCUUUCGAGAAAACUCAGUAUUUAUAAGAAGCCUGGAUCGUCGCCAAAAAUGAAUAGCAUUUCAUGGGACUUCAGUUUUCAUGAAAUGGGUGUAUACGAUAUGACCACUACUAUAGAUUUCAUCCUCAAAACUACCGGAUAUUCAAAAUUGGACGUGGUGGGCUACUCCCUCGGGACAACAAUAUCGCUGGCAUGUCUAACCGAUAGACCCGAAUACAAUUCUAAAAUCAACAAACUUGUACUCAUGGCACCUACGUCCAGGCUUAAAUCAUCAGGCAUGCCUCUCAACCUCGCAAGACAAUUUUCCCCUAUCUUAAAAAUUUUCCUAGAUGGGGUUAAUUUCUUUCCGCUUACUAAUGAUCCUGACACCACGUAUAAAUUAAUUAGACGUUUGUGUACGAUUAAAACCGCUUUUAAAUAUUGCAGACAAUUUAUUGAUUUCGCUCAAGGAAUAAAUUUACCGAUGAACAAUGACACAGUUUUAGACAUCGUUUCCGAAUUUCCACAGCCGAUGUCUUCCAAGACCUUAAAACACAUGUUGCAAUUACUGACAUCUGGAAGAUUUGGCCAUUAUGACUAUGGACCUUAUGGAAACUUGUUACGCUACCGGACAAGAACUGCACCGGAUUACGAUCUAUCCAGGGUUACUGCUCCUACAUAUGUUAUAUAUUCCAAAGAGGAUACCCUAGUCCCUCCAGUGGAUGUGAAUUGGCUCAUAACUCAGUUACCAAACAUUAAGGAUGUACACUACAUCGAAAAAAUACCAUUUGGUCAUUUCAGUUUUUCAUUAAGUCCAAAUAUGAAGGAAGUUGUGAAUAUGUACAUAACAAAUAAAUUAUUAGACAACAACAUAAUAUGA